CCCCUUCCUCCUCGCCGCCCGCGGCGACCUCACCGAGAAAGAGAAAUCUCGCUCGCGGUCGCGGCCAAACGGCGGGGUCGCCCUCGCCUCUGCCUCCGAUAAAUACACGCGCUCGCUCCCCCUCCUCCCUCGAGCCCAGUCGCGUCGAGUCGACGCUCACUCUCUCUCUCCACGUCCUUCCCUCUCCACAUCCAGCUGCGUAUCCACCAAUCGACAGCGACCUCCUCCUCCACGCGCUCCGCUCCCCCUCCCUCCCUUUCCCUUCCCUUCCCUCUCCCUCCCUCCCUCCUUAGCCGUUAAGCGUCCUCCCCUCCGCACCGCGCGGCGAGGCUCGUCGGCGCCGUCGAGGCCCAGCUGCCCCUCCCUACAGGAAGCGCCCGUCCGACGCCGCGAGCACGCGCGCCUCCUCCGCUCCCGAUCUCUCCACGCGUGCCGGAGAUCGGCCGCGGCGGGCUCCCGAUCCCGCCCGAUCUACCCCCGCGCUCCCGGCCGAGAUGUGGGGCGGCGACUCCAACGCCAAGCAGAUGCUCAAGUCCCGGGGCGGCACGGGCGUCGUCGGGGGGUUACCCGCGGCCGGGGACGAGGAGUCGGACUACUUCCCGCCCACCCCGCGCAAGGACUACUGGUGGUCCACGGGCCUCCUCAAGCUCGUCACCGCCACCGUCAUCUUCAUGGGCGGCGUCGUGCUCGGCCUCUCCGUCAGCGGCAGCGUCGCGCGCUACUACUACAACGCCUCCCACGCCGAGCUCUUCUUCCCGGCCACCACCUACGGCUGCGACCCGCGGGACCGGGACUGCGGCAUGGGCCUCGCCUUCAGGGCCUUCGUCCACCCGCCCCGCCUCGCGCACUCCAUGACCGACGACGAGCUCUUCUGGCGGGCCUCCCUCGUGCCUAGGGCCGAGGAGUUCCCGUUCCAGCGGGUGCCCAAGGUCGCCUUCCUCUUCAUGGCGCGCGGCCCCAUCCCCUUCGCGCCGCUCUGGGACAAGUUCUUCCGCGGACACCAGGGGCUCUACUCCGUCUACGUCCACACCGUGCCGGACUACAAGCUCAAUGUGUCCAAGAGCUCCGCCUUCUACGGCAGACAGAUCCCCAGCGAGGAGGUGUCCUGGGGAUCAAUUACCUUGGUGGACGCUGAGAAGCGCCUGCUGGCCAAUGCCUUGCUGGAUUUCUCGAAUGAGCGCUUCGUGCUGCUCUCAGAGAGCUGCAUUCCCGUGUUCAACUUCCCGACGGUCUACGAGUACCUCAUCAAUUCGGCGCACAGUUUCGUCGAGUCCUACAACAUCGACACCCCUCAGUGUGCUGGCCGGUACAACCGUCGCAUGGCUCCCCACAUCAUGGCAGAUCAAUGGAGGAAAGGGUCAGAGUGGUUUGAGCUUAACCGCGAGCUGGCUGUCCAGAUAGUAGCGGACUACAAGUACUACUCCAUCUUCAGGAAGCACUGCAGGCCAUCCUGUUAUCCAGACGAGCAUUACAUACCGACUUAUCUUCAUCUGUUCCAUGGGCCACUCAACGCCAACAGGACUAUCACAUGGGUUGAUUGGUCAAGAGGAGGCCCGCACCCAGCAAGUUAUGGUGCCACAGACAUCACAGAAGACUUCAUCCAGGCCAUCAGGAAUAAUGGUACGCAGUGCUUUUACAACUCGAAGCCCACCUCUGUCUGCUACCUCUUCGCGAGGAAGUUCGCUCCUAAUGCUUUGCCACGGCUGAUGAACCUCACCUCGACCGUGCUGGACUUCUGAGCCGAUUCUCACCAUGCGGGCGGGCGGGCGUCGUUGUCAGCAUCUCGCUACUGAGGUAUAUCUAUGGAUGCAUGUGCCGGUCGGGAACUAGAGCUUCUAUACCCUGCUAGAUUGGAGUCUGCGACAUGUGUCUCACAAUAGAUGAAUGAUCAGAGGUGGGUUUUGGUGUAUGCGCCUCUCGCGGAUGAUGACGCAGUGUGGGACAGUGAAAACAGCCUUUUCACUCGCCCUGAAGAUGAUCUCCGCGAGUGAUCGACAGAUGGCGCCGCCUACGGAGAUGACGUUUCUUUCACCUCCCAUUCUUUUUUAAUAUAUCAUAGUCAUAUGAUAGAGGAUGUCUUCUCUUCUUCUUCUUCCUCCUCCCUAUCUAUCUCUACUGUAUUGACUCGGUCAGAUACUAAUUUCUGUGAAUAUAACUUAUCCAUCAUUGCUUU
Molecule: messenger RNA, 2173 nt
Organism: Zea mays
Lineage: Eukaryota; Viridiplantae; Streptophyta; Magnoliopsida; Poales; Poaceae
Exons: 2
Coding region: 495-1739 (414 amino acids)
Cellular component (GO): membrane
Molecular function (GO): glycosyltransferase activity
Source: RefSeq, marked validated